AUGGGUCAGAGACUAAGUGACCCUGUCACUAAAGUAUCCCAUAGGGAGAAACCAAAGGAGACACAGGAACAUAAAGAUAAACCCAAGGAGAAGAGGAUCCCUCAAGCCCUGACCUUUCUUCAGCUGUUUACACUGCUGAGCUGCGUCAAGGUGAAGAAAACACCCUUUGAUCCCUCCCAGAGUGGUGAUGGGAGAAAGGGAACAAUGAUAAACGAUACAAACAACAAUAAUGACUCUGAAACUGGCUUGGACUACUCUGCAGGUGACGUGAAAAGGAUCAAGGACAAGAGUAAAGGAAAGGUUGGAGGAGAGAAACAUAGCAUUGAAUCUCAGGACCACAAAUGCAGAACGACACAGGAAAAAGAAAAAGACAUUAAACAAAGACCUAACUCGGUCUUCCCUGAGGAGCAAGCAAAGGAGACCCAGAAGAAAGAGAAGAAGAAGAGCAUCCAUCCAGCUGUGGCGGCCCUGCAGCUGUUCACUCUCUUCUGCUGUGGUGGGAAAGUCAAGCUGAGGAAGGACCAGGACAACGAUAAUGCAUCUGAUACUGGUUCAGACUUGUCUGGAGGUGAUGUUACAACCAAAAGGGUCAAGGACAAGAGAAAUGGAAAGGAAAAUCAAAGGACACCCCGGCAAGUGAAGACCCCUGUGGAGGAAAUUUACAUAAGACCUGACUCUCCGACUCUACCACGUGCCCACAGCUCCCUCUCUCAGUUUUCCCUGGCUCGGGACUCUGCCCACCUCGUCUAUGGCAACUAG
Molecule: messenger RNA, 759 nt
Organism: Oncorhynchus mykiss (rainbow trout)
Lineage: Eukaryota; Metazoa; Chordata; Actinopteri; Salmoniformes; Salmonidae
Source: RefSeq, a predicted model, not a curated record